UAUAUCAAGAAGUUUUACAAUGAAACUUGGGAAAGAAGAUAUGGCUUCUCGGUGGAUGAAAGCACGCUGACUCUCCUCUGGUCCAUAACUGUUUCUAUUUUUGCCAUUGGUGGCCUUGUGGGUGCCAUUAUUGUUACUCCAAUUGUGAAGUUCUUCGGGCGGAAAUGUACGUUGCUGCUCAAUAAUGUGUUUGCAGUGACAGCUGCGUUGUUGAUGUCCCUCUCCUCGUUGGCGGGGUCAUUUGAAAUGCUCAUACUGGGCCGCAUUAUAAUGGGUGUUGAUGCAGGCAUUUCUCUUAGUGCCCUUCCCAUGUAUUUGAGUGAAAUAUCCCCUAAGGAAAUCCGUGGUUCAUUGGGUCAGGUCACAGCGAUUUUCAUCUGUAUUGGCGUUUUUGCUGGUCAAGUUUUGGGGCUGCCAGAAGUAUUUGGGCAAGAAUCUCGAUGGCCUUACUUGUUUGGAGCGAUCAUUGUUCCUUCAUUGAUACAAGUCGUGAUUCUACCUUUUCUUCCUGAAAGUCCUCGUUACCUCCUACUUGAAAAACAUGACACGAGCAAGGCAGAAAAAGCAUUUCAGACCUUCCUUGGGAAAGAUGACGUGUCUCAUGAAAUAGAAGAAGUUUUGGCAGAGUCUCGAGUCCAAAGAAACACCAAGUUAGUGUCAAUACUUCAGCUCCUGAGAACCCGUGCUGUACGAUGGCAGGUCAUUACUGUGGUCAUCACCAUGGGCUGCUACCAGCUCUGCGGGCUAAAUGCUAUCUGGUACUACACAAACAACAUCUUUAGUGAAGCUGGGAUCAAUCAUGAAACAAUCCCCUAUGUUACUCUAAGUACUGGUGCUGUUGAGACUGUGGCUGCUGUUUUUUCUGGCUUAGUUAUUGAACGACUCGGACGCAGGCCUCUUCUCAUCGGAGGUUUUGGAUUGAUGGUUACCUUCUUCGCAGUACUUACCGUCUCUCUGACUUUACAGAAUACCGUGCAUUGGCUUCCUUACCUCAGUAUAUUUUGCAUCCUUGCAAUCAUUGCAUCAUUCUGCAUUGGACCAGGUGGUAUUCCGUUUGUCCUCACCGGAGAGUUUUUCCAGCAGUCGCAGAGGCCAGCCGCAUUCAUGAUUGCUGGGACAGUCAACUGGCUUUCCAACUUCGCAGUCGGACUGCUCUUCCCUUUCAUUCAGGCUGGUUUACAGACCUACUGCUUCCUAGUGUUUGCUGCCAUCUGCUUUGCAGGAGCUACCUACCUGUUUUUUGUCCUGCCUGAAACAAAAAAUAAGACAUUUCACGAGAUCAGCCAGGCAUUUGCCAAAAGGAAUAAAGUAUCUUUAGAAAUGCAAGAAAUGAACCACUACCCGGGGGAGAGGAAAUCAAGUGCAGAACAAGAAUCAAACUUCACAUCUUCGGUGAACAAUGGGGAAACCAAAAAAGCGAUUGUGUAA
Molecule: messenger RNA, 1428 nt
Organism: Cariama cristata (Red-legged seriema)
Lineage: Eukaryota; Metazoa; Chordata; Aves; Cariamiformes; Cariamidae
Gene: SLC2A9
Product: solute carrier family 2 (facilitated glucose transporter), member 9
Exons: 10
Biological process (GO): monosaccharide transmembrane transport
Cellular component (GO): membrane
Molecular function (GO): hexose transmembrane transporter activity
Source: RefSeq, a predicted model, not a curated record